Molecule: messenger RNA, 21511 nt
Organism: Monodelphis domestica (gray short-tailed opossum)
Lineage: Eukaryota; Metazoa; Chordata; Mammalia; Didelphimorphia; Didelphidae
Gene: BACH2
Product: BACH transcriptional regulator 2
Biological process (GO): regulation of transcription by RNA polymerase II
Molecular function (GO): RNA polymerase II cis-regulatory region sequence-specific DNA binding; protein binding; DNA-binding transcription factor activity, RNA polymerase II-specific
Source: RefSeq, a predicted model, not a curated record
AGAAAGGGGAGGGCGAGGCGAAGAGAGGCAGGCGUAACCGGAGUGGGAAAGGAAAGAUCUCUUGGGGUCCGUCCGGCUCGCUGAAUGUGCAGCGAACGAUUCUUUGCAGAGCACCCUCCUCCUCGGCUUUUAUGACAUUUUCUGGGAAUGGGGAAGGAAAUGGGAGGUCUUCCCCCGUGGACACUGGAUGUGAGUGUGUGUAUAUGUGUGUGUGUAUAAUCGCUUUGGCGUUUGCAGCAGGGGGAAAUCUGUAUUAUAUUCCGCAUGUGUCGAUGGGUGUUUUGGAACAGCAGGGGGAGGAGGAGCGGAGGGUAAUAAGUCAGGCGUGCGGGAGGGUUUAGGGAGGUGUUGGGGAGAGAGGUUUUUGUUUUGUGCGGGCGGAGCAAAGCAGCUGUCAGAUCUACAGGCCUUUUAACCCAAGCUGGGGGCGGUGGAAUGGAGUGGCCACCACCGCCGUCACCUUCACCCCCUUCAUCCCUUUACCCGGUCCUCUUCUCCUUCCAUUCCUCAGCCGCCACCUUCCCCUUUCCCUGCGCCGCGCUGGAGCCCAAGGCUCGAAGUCCGUUGGCCAAGAGUCGGCCCCCUCCGAGCAGUUUGCGCGUCAGCUGUCAUCUAUCUGCUGCCGCCGCCGGUCAGCUUGGACUCCAGCCGCCGCAGGCGUGGGGAGAAUGCACAAGUUGAGUGUCGGAGAGGGACGAAGGAUUGGAGCCACCCGCAUCAAAUCCUAACUCUCGGGGAGGGGUGGGUGGGGAAGUAGCAGGGAUCGAGGCUGAGGGAGAGUUCCCAAAUUAGUCUCUUGUGAGAAUGCUGUUUGUGAGAGAGUGUAUGUUUGGCAUCUCGACUCCAGUGAGCUCUUUCGAGAGUGAGAUCCUUUUAAACAUCCUCUCGCAUGAAAGUGUCAUUACUCUUUUGCCCUGCUUCGCUCUGCUUCCCGCCCCGAAGUCCUAAGCUUCACUCUGCUGCAAAAGAAUUUUUAUUAAAGAUUUACGCCUCCCGCCAGCAAGCCAGGGAAUUGUCAAUCAAAAGUAUUCUGGGUCCUUCAGCGCGACCCCUCUCCCCGCCCCCUGUGGGUCAGUGACCGAGACCGGGGUCGGUUGUGGAGGCUGGAGUUUGAAAGGAGUUGCUGCCUUUUGUAAUUCAAAAACCGCCAGUAACCUGGGGGUUGGAGGGGGGGGGGUUAAGGGGGGGUGAUCCCUCUGUCCAGCCCAGAAUUUGAAUCUUACGUUCCCAAGGAAAUGCUGACACGUGUAGUUUUGAGAAUAUGUUCAUGUUGGGUGAUGGGAUGUUUAUAAUUCCUUUCGUAGGUGAUGUUUGGUGUCUUGCACUUAGUUAUCUUUUAGACCAUUUUUACAACUUGGGGAAAGUUACCGUACGUGGGAGAUACUUUAGUAGUGAGUUUUUUGGUUUCUUUACUGGGUAUGCACAAAUCCAGCCUGCCAGCCAACCCUUUCCAAACUGAUGGUGUGCCAAGGUCAGAACCAAAUAUUAAAUGGUCCAUCACAGAAACCCUUGGAUCGGAACAUUUGCCCUAUGGUUAGAAAUUGCAUUUCUCAGACAUCACCUUUGGUGAAGAAUUUCUCACGCUCUGUGUAAAUUUCAUCUGUUGAGUGUAUUUAACUAAAAAGGGUAAUUACUUCAAAUAAAAAUCCUUUCCUGCCUAGUGGGAACCCUGGUGAAGAUGAUGCUUAAUGAGAUAUUUUGCUUUUGUCUGUUUAGAGUAAAAUUAGAGAUGUUAACUCUGAUAACGAUUUUCUCAGAUCAUUAAAAUGUAACAUGUAGGAAAGGCAGUUUGCUGCAGAGGCUGUGGCUGUCAUGAAAGAAACUAAGUGUGAAAUCAUGCUUCUCUCCUUUUGUGGAACAGGCUAUUUUUGUAAUCCAGAGGGUGUCUUUCUUUAAAAUGCUUUAGUUAUUGUGAGAUCACCCAACCCUGAUUACAAAAAUCCUGGCAGUUCUGGAGUAAACUACAUUUUUCAUUCUUUCAGGUAAUAAUAAAUGUGAGUCAAAAAUGACAUCUUGUUAGAAUCAGUCUUUGGUAUGUAAGAAAGAUUGCUAAAUUAUAGUGUUGUUGUUCAGGCUGCUAUAGUUAAAGGUAUGUCAGUAUUUUCAUUAUAAAUUCAUUUUUUUCAAUCAUUUAUAAUUUUACCAUGAAACUUUUAGUGGCAGAAAUGUUUUUUCAUUUGGAAGAUCUUUGAUUAAAGUAUUCUGAUUUUUAAAAAAUGGAUUGAUUGUUUACUUUGUUCUUUGUGCUUUCAAAACUUACUAUUUAAAUGGUCUCCUAGAGAUGGAAUUGAAAAGUAUAAGUGCAGUAUCAUAGAGAAACUGCUUUUAAUAUUGAAAGGAAAAAAACAGGUUGAAGGUUAUAUUCACACAGACUUUUCAUAUUAAGCAUUAAAAUGUUUCACAUUUCUUAUUUGGUUCUUAGCAAUGAGUUCUUUUUUGAUGAAAUAUUUACUGUUUUCUCAGUAGGUAGAUAAACAUGUACAUUUAUAUUAUAUGUGCCAGUAUACUCUUCAUGCGUGUCUUGAUUCUUAACCAAACAUAAUGGCAAAAUUUCUGAUAGAUUUACAAGUGUUCGUAAGACCCCCUUUUCCUUUCCCUCCUCCCCAAAGAAUGAAAGAAAAAAGAGAUGCAGAUAGGUAGGGGAAAAGGUCUGUUUCUAAUGUUGCUGGUGCCUGGGAAGAAAUCAUUUAUCAUCUUUUUCUUGAACUCUCAAUGGCAAUUCCCUAGCCUUGCUUCACCUCUUGGGGCCUUUGUGUGGGGCUUAAUUAUUUGCAAACUGCUUUGAAAUCCCCAGAUGAAAGGCAGUGUAUAAGUGCAAAAGUAUUGUUAUUCAGAUAUGGUUGUUAAUGAGCCAUUACAGUUUUUCAGAAAAAUGUCUGUUCAAAGAUGGUAGGAAACAUUUCCACCUGAUAAUAACUGCUUAAAAGAAGGUUCAGAUUACUCAUGAGAUAAUUCACUCCAACCAUGUCCUCUUCAAUUUGUUGCAAUUCAUUUUGUGAUCAAAGUGAGUUGCAUAGAGACAGAUGGUCAGGUUCAUGUUCACAUCUAUGCUGGGCUAGGACUUCACUUCUGGACUUCUUUAGCAACUCUCUGUAGAACUAAAAGGGGAGUGAGUUAUUCAUUUGCAUUUGUGAUGAUCACAUCAGAGAGGGUCCUUGGAGGCCAACAAAAGGGUUUAGACCAAUUUGCCUUAUUGACAGUUAUUUCAUUCUAGCUUGAUUUCCCUGGUAUGGACCCAGACUCAAAUGGGCAGGUAACCUAGCAUGUAUCCUGUUCUUGUUUAGGGAGUACACAGUGAACCUGGCUCUGGCUUCAGCUUUUAGCAGUGGUACUAUUACUUGUAGUAAGUCAAAAGAAUUCAAAAGAGAGAUAAAGCUGCCUGACUUAUACAGACACCUCCCAUUAGCUUUUCCAUAUAUUUUUGUAAAUCAAAGGCAGAAGAAAUAUUAAUACAUUGUACUAAGGACACAGUUGAAUUCUGAGCUGAAUAACAUUACAGCUUUACAGUGUGAUUCUAUCUCUUACCACUCUUUCCUCUCUGUUUUGCUUGUUAUGGACUAAACAUAAUAUAGAUGGAUGGUGUAAUAGAGAGAACACUCAUCCUAGACUCGGGAAGAUCUGGGUUCUGAUUUAGCCUUAGACACAGUGUGACUCUGGGCAAGUGACUUAAUUUUUCUUAGCCUCAGUUUUUUCUUCAAUAAAAGGGGAGUAAAUAAUAACACUUAGCUCCCAGGAUUACUUUAAGAAUAAAAUGAUAUUAUACUUGUAAAUUGUUUUGAAAACCCUUUAAAACAUUUUAUGAAAAGGGCAGCUAGGUGACUCUGGAUAAAGAGCCAGACCUGGGACAGGAGCUCCUGGAUUUAGAUCUGCCCUCAAAGGCUUCCUACCUGUGUGAUUCUGGGCAAGUCACUUAACCCCCAUUACCUGGCUCAUAUCACUCUUCUGUCUUGGAACCAAUAUACAUUAUUGAUUCUAAAACAGAAGGUAAGGGUUUAAAAAAAAAACCCUAUAUGAAUGAACUAUUAUGGAUAUGUGGCCUUAUUUAUUCAUUCAUUCAGCAAGCUUAUAUUAAAUACAUGCUAUGUGCAGAGUCAUUUAUUAGGUACUGAGGUUACACAGAUGAAUUAGAUGAUGCUUCCUGACCUUAGAGAGUUUAAGGUUAGCAGAAGAGAAAAUAAUAACUAAUAAUAGUGAUUAAUAACAAUAGCCAGAACUUCUAUAGCACUUUAAGGUUUGUCAAAUGCUUUACAAAUAUUCUCUCAUUUGAUCUUUACAACAAGCCUAGGAAGUAGGAUCUGUUAUUCUUGGUACAGCAAAUAUAAUGCUGAGUGCAUGGGGUUACUUAUAGGGUACUAUAUAAAAGCCUCGAUUUGAGAAUCUCCUUGUGGUUGGUAAUAUUUUUCCCUAAGGGAAUUCCUUCCACUAAUUGAAAUUUGAAAUUUCUGUGCAGACUUUGAUUCCUCCUAUUCCCCAGCUCUCAGAAUCCUAAUUUUCCUUCAGAUCUUAGCCCCUGUGUGACCUCCUCUGUGAAACUUUCCUCCAAUUGUCUGUUCUCUUUUCUUCCUUAAAAAUAUUGAUUAUACUUGCUUUUUCAGUAUUCAUAUUGUGUUCUUGCUAUCAGUCUAUCCCCUCCAAAAAAAAAUGUAAGCUACUUGAAGGCAGAGCUUAUCCUUUUGUCUUUGAAAUGUUGCCAUACAUUUGAUAGGCUGCUUAAUAAAUGUUCAAGUUAUAUAAAAAGUAACGAGGCUUAGCUUGGAGGAGUUUGAGGCCAGAGCCCUGAGGUCUGGAGUAUAUGUCAGAAGUAACCUUAGGUGAUGCUUGGGCAUGUAAAAUCCAAUUCAACAAACACAUUAAUCAUUUAACAGUGCAUUUACUGUGAUAAAAACCAAGCUGUAGAUUACAGAAUUAUGUAGAACCAGUAUGUUAGGGGCAAUUGUAAAGUGGAUUGCCGGCAAAUGUGCCUGAAACAUUGGGUAUUUUAUUUAGCUAUCUAGCUAAUUUACUGUGAUUUUUAAAUUAAAAAAAAUUUAAUUACCAAGCAUUUUAUGUAGCUAAUUUGUAUAAUGCCAAACUAUCUCUGAGGUGAAUUAGCAUUUUAAUGCUACUGGGCAAAACUGACUCAGAAGAUCAAAUCAUUUCUUACCUACAUGCUGUGUCUAGGAUACAGUUGCAUCACAAGAUAGGAGUUUCGAGUAAUGUAGGGGAGUCAGUAUGGUGUAAUUGAGAAAAUACUAACCUUCAAUCAAAGAGCCUGGGUCCUAAUUCUGGCCCAGCCAAAUUAGGAAUUGUGUAACCUUGGACAAGUCACUUUAUCUCUCUAGGGCCCAAUUUCUAAUCUCUAAAAAUGAAGGUGUUUCCUCAUCUGUUAAAUGAUGAGAUGGAAUUAGGAACACUUCCAACAUUAAACCUAAUUCACCUAAAGAACCUUAAGUAGUGCUUUGUUGCCAAGUUGUUAUAUAGUUAUUUUAACCUUUAAAAGACAAAAGAAGGUCAAGGUAAGAUAGAAACUUGGGCUUAUCUGGUAUUAGAUUCUAGUUAAGUAGUUGACUUAUACCGCCAUAUUUAUGCUAUACCCAUACAACAAUAUCCUAUCUAACGACCACAAUAUUUCUAAAUAAUAUGUAAAUUGGCCCAUAUUCUUAUUCAACUUAAUGGUAUUACUUAAAGACUCAGCCAGCAAUUCACUCUUUUUUCCCCUUAGAUUUUCCUUCCAAAACAAUAAAUCAUUUCACUCAGAAAGCUCUUGUCGUUUUCUCAUCCCUGCCACUGGAAGCAGUGCCAAAACAUCUCUCAGACUUCCAAAUGACUUUGCAAUCAAGGUUCAGGCAGUGCAAUCCCUUGGUAAUGUCUCUUUUGUAUCUUAUCCUCAUAAUGAAUUGGUCUUUGGGUCUAUGAUCAGCCCUUUUUCCUUUUUCUGUCUCAGUAUAGAUUAUCUUCUCCUUAUGCUGACCACCUUUUUCUUUUGUCAAUCUUGAGCAAAAUAAUAGAUUCCAUAAUGGUAAAUAUAUAUGUAUAUAUAUUUAUAUAUACACACACACACAUAUAUACACAUACACAUAUACAUAUAUCUCUUUGCCAGUCAUGUCCCUCCUGUUUCAAUUCCUUCCUACUUUUCUUUUAAAAAAAUAUUCCUCUAUUUUCUAGUCCCAUCAUAUCUCCUUUCUCCUUGUUCUAAACUUUUGACUGCCACAUGACAAACUCUGGCUGUCACCAGAAGAAAACAUUUCUAGUCCAUUGACAGUUUCUGAUUCCAUUUUGUGACAUCUUACUGGCUUCCUUCUCUAUGGUCCUUUUCAGAUCUUUCUCCCUGACACCUUCUUCCCUAGUUGCUAUAGAGUUUUUCUCAAUUUUUCUGUCCUAUCCCCCACAGGCCAUCUCAAUCUAUAAGUUCUCAUCACAUCCUUGUGAAGUAGGGCAUAACUAGACUGACUUUAUUCUUAUCAUUUUACAUAUGAGAAAACCAGAAUUAAAGUAACUUGCCCAAGGUUACUGAAUGAGUCAGUAGUGGAAUUGGAAAAAUUCUCUAACGAAAUGACAAAUACUCCAGUGUUCUACCUAUUAGCCCACAUUUCUCUUGUGUGCAAGCAAGUUAUUUCUUUAAAAGUUUGUCAACUUUAUCCAUCAGCGUGGGUAAUCCUUCUGUCAGAGCAGAUCACUACCCUUUCCUUCACACAUUAGCAGAUGAGUUGUGAUGACCAAAAAAGAGAAGCACAAUCAUGAAGGGGGUCAGUCUGCUAGUACUGAGCCUGUCUGAAUUUAACUAGGUCAGUUCUCAGAAGUCAAACCCACAUAACAAGUGGGUCCAUACUUGAAACUUGGAAUAGGACCUCCCUGAAUUUGUAUUACGUGGGAAUAGGCCCUAGUCUCAUCCUCAUCUUGGUCAGGUAUCAUAGUAGGACAUCACUGGAGACCCUUGGUGAUAAUAUGCAGUAAUUACUUAUAGAGUUCCCUUUUAUUCCUGAGUGUGUCCAAAAACAUUCAUUAUCUUUUUAGACUGCAGAUUUUCAGCAUGUGUGUGGAUCCUCACCAAAUGGGCCAGGGCUGCACAGGUACCUUUCUGGUAAGGCAGCUUGCCACAUUACGACUGACACUCUGGAACAGAUGCCUCUUCCUUUUUCUUUGGGACAACAUAGUGUAGAGAGAAUAGUCCUACCUGAGGUCGAAUUCUGACUUUGCUGGUUUUCUGUGUAACUGAGAGGAGAUUGCUUAAUCUCCUUCAAUCCCUGUUUUCUCAUCUGUAAAAUUAGAAUGAUGGAUUAAAUAAUCUUUAGGUCUUCUUCUAGCUCUUUUAGAGUUCUUCUAACCCUAUUAAUUAUCUCCCAUUUCAGAAGUUUUUACCUUCCUCUCUCUGUGGCCCUUUGUAGAACUGUUAUGAACCUGGAGUCACCAUGUCUACUUUGGUUCAUCACAAGGUACCUAAAAAAAGGCCCAGAAUUGCAUUGCUGUGACUCUGUGACAAGUAAAAGUAAAAUUUUAUUUUUUUAAUUAAAAACUAUGAAAAUUUUCAGAUUCCAUACUGAGAGUAGGGAAUUACAAAUCAGAUUCUUUACAUAUGCAUGCACAUUUCAUUAAAUAUUUCUUAUUUACAUGUAAAAAAUUUUGAUUUUCAUUUUUUAAAAUUUCACAUUCUGAAUUCUUUCUUCCCUUCCACCAGUCUCCCAUUCUUUGAGAUGGCAAGCAAUAUAUUGAUUUUAUAUGUGAAAUCAUGUAAAACACAUUUCCAUUGCAAAAGAGAACACACAUAAAACCAUGAAAAAUAAAGAAUGUUAAAAAAAUAAAAGCAUUAAAAAAAUCAGUAUUCAGCCAGUUAUUAGUUCCCUGUCUAGAAAUGGAGAGCAUUUUUCAUCAUGAGUACUUUGGAAUUGUCUUGGAUCACUGUCUUGAUCAGAGUAGUUGAGUCUUUCAUAGUAGAGCAUUUUUAUAAUAUUGGUGUUGCUGUGUCCAUUGUUUUCCUAGUCUAUUGCAUACUUCACUCUGCAUCAAUUCAUACAAAUUUUCUGUUUUUUCCGAAAUUGUCCUACUCAUCAUUUCUUAUAGCAGUCAUAUCUUGUCACAAUCACAUACCACAACUUCAUCCAUUCCCCAAUUGAUGGACAUCCCCUUAAUUUCCAGUUCUUUGCCACCACAAAAUAUAUAUAGCUAUAAAUAGUUUUGUACAAGUAACCUCUUUCCCCCUUUUCUUUGAUAUCUUUUUGAUAUAGAUCUAGUUACAAAGCAUAUUUUUGGUAUGCAGAUAUCCACUCCCAUUUGGACAGUUAAAAAUUUUUUGGUUAAUUUUUACAUGAUCAUAAAUUAAAUGAGCAAGAAAUCAAAUUAUCUUUUAAGGGUCUCGCUUCCACAGUUGUUUCUGUAGUGAUGAUUUUGAUUCAAAGUAGGGUUAACUGUCCCUGGAACACAGUGUCUGAGAGUCAUUGCAUGCCUCAUUAUCCAGAACACUUGAAUGAAGAUCUUGUGGUAAAUUAUUAACUUAUAACUUCAUUGGAUCUGUGAUCUUAUCAAUGUGAGUUUUUGUACCGGAUGCACACCUUUUUUCCUGGGUGACUUGUCCCUUUACUCUGGUAAAUCUUAUCAUCCACAUAAUAUCUAUGCAAUGUGUUAGGAGUUUUCCUUUCAGUUUCUUAGCAAUAAAGGGGUACCACGGUAGCACUUCAACUUUUCUCUGUUAUCCUCUAGAUAUGUGACCAGUCUACCUCCUUUUCUAGACAUCUAUGUCUUUGAUGGGAUCUUAAUAAUUCCUUCUUGUGAAAUAUUACAGUGUUUAAGGAAUCAAAAUUGCAGGGAGGCAGUAAAGAGAUAAAGGAUGAACAUAGAUACCCCACAGCAUAUUACCAAAGACUUAAUUGCAUGUAAGAAGUGUUGUGUGCUAUUAAUAAAACUAAUAUCCAUCUGUUUUUAAAAAGCUAUUUUUAGAAUAUAGUACAUUUCUAAAAAUGGUCAUAAUUUGAUCACCUUUUGAUAUUAGGAAUUUUACUUUAUUGCCAAGUUAUAAAAUUACAAAAUAAUUUCUCUGCAAAUUGGUAUUGUUUAUGAUUUGAUGUUUUUUCUAAUGUCAUUCUUUAGAUUUUUUUGUUUGUUUGUUUGCUAUUUAGGGGAUAGAGUGAGGAUGAUGAAGUAGUAGAGGAAUAUAUUGACUUGAUGUUUUAAAGGAAGAGAAAGAAAGAAGGUAAAGUCAACAAUUCGCCUAAUAGGCAUUUUAAUAUACUGAGGAGGAAAAUUUGAUUUAGACAUAAUCAUGUUAAAGCACCCUAUUACAAAUAUUGGCUUCCAGUAAUAGAUAAAAGUAGGUGACCUUUAUUCUCUUUAUAAUCCAUUUCAGGGAAAUAUUAUCUUUACAGAUUAGUGUGUUGCAACUCUUUACUAAAGGUUUGAAUGGAUUUUUAAAGAACUAGGCUGGGGUAGUUCAGUGGGCAAUGACCCUGAGGUUACCUGAAGGUUUUCAGGAUUACUGUUCAGAAUGCUUUCUCAACUCUGUCGUUGCUGGUCACCACAUUAUUAUUUUCAGCUAAAAGAUAUUCUCUAGUAGUUGUCUAAAUAUUGUGUGCUUUUGCAGUUCUAACUGAGAAUCUAUAAAAUGUCUGAAAGUAGUGGGCUCAUUUUGCGUAUUUAGUUUGAAUUGGAAAUCUUUGUAGUCAGCUGAAUAGUGAUGCUCAGAGUGUCACUGUUGGGGGUUUUAUGUGAUUUUUAAAAAAUCAAGUAGAUGAGUGCAUACAGAUUUCUAUGCAAACAAUGAUGAGCUUAAAUUAAAGCUGCUGAUUUACUGGGAGAAUUACUUGCAUUGAUUUGAAGAAUAUCUAUAUGGGUUCAAGAUUCCAUAUUAUGCAAAUCAUUAAGCACUGAAGAGUCAAACUGUGAAAGAAAUGAAAUUAAAUAUGUCAUAUCUUAUUGCUUAUUCAGGAAAGAAAAUGUAGGUAUAUUUGGAGUUGUUCUCUGUUUUCCUUAAUGGGAAGAGGCUGGAGUCAGAGCUAGGCAAAAUUGUGAAUCAAGAAGUUUGUUUUUUUACAUUUCUAAUCUUCCUUUUUUAUGUCUUUCCCCUCUUUUCUACUGACUUCCCUUCCCAAACACCUUUUACUUUAUCUCCUAAUAUUCUUUUUGUUCUUGUUUCUCUGAAAACAAGGUCUCAGGAGAGGAAGAAGAACCACAAUAUAAUUGAAAGGGCAUCAAAUUUGGAGCCAGAAGAACUGGGUUUGGAUUCUGGUUCUUCUACUUGCUUGUGCCCAUCACUUAACUUGACAGGGCUUUAUUUUCAACAUCUGUAAAAUGAGAGCUUUGGAUUAGAUCUUCCUCUAAAGUCUCUUCUACCAAAUCCAGUGAUCUGAUGACAAUUCAUGUAUUAUUUUAUUUACAGCAGGAGUAUUUGCAUUUUCCUAGGUGAUAGCUGAAUUAUGUAAAAAAGUUAAAUCCUUGACUGGUAAAAUUUCAAACCUUAACUGGUUAGCGGUGAGAGACAUUUUGGUACUACACUUGAUUUUAGAUAAAAGACCAAGAAGCAAUUGUGAGAGGCACUUUGGGAAUCAUAGAAGCAUUUGGUUGCCCAAAAGACCAUUCCUGGCCAGAGUCAUCUAACGAUACAGAUUAGAGGAUAAUAAUUGCUUUGGUACAUAAAAGAGGAAUGGCUUUUCUUUCAUGUUAUAAUAAACUUGACAGAGAGCACCACUUUCCCCUAUAUUCUUCCAAAUACUGGACUUGGUAGCAUGCACAGUGUAGCAAGUCACAAUUUUAUUUGACAUUUAAACUAAAGCCUCAGGCGAAAGUCACCAGGUCUAUAAUUAGGAAUUCUUGUCACUGUCAGUGGUAGUGAACCUGAAAUUCUCUAUUAUUCUUGAAUAUUUAAUUUUAAUGAAAAAAAUAGCAAUGGCUUUGUUUUUGAGAUUUUUUUCUGCAAAUUCUUUACAAAUUACUCCCAGUACCUUUUCUCAAAACUGUUUUUUAUAAGAGGAAGCAUUAUUUAUUAUUUACAAAUAGAGGCAGCUCUUGGACUUUAAGGAAUUAUGUGGCAUGAUUUCUUUAGGUAAUGAGAUUAUUUUAGAUUGAAACACCUUGCUCACUUAUAAUUAUCCUGCAUGUAUUAAGUUUUGAUGUCCUCCCUCCAAGAAAACAAAAACCAAGCUGUCCUGGACCCAUUGUACCAUCUGCUGGCUAUUGUGGGGAACUUCCUCUUAUCCUCUCCCUUCCCCCAACCCCCUCAGUAUUGUACUGUAUAUUAUUACUUGACUUUACCUGUUUUCCAUUAGCCAGGACUUGGCUUAUUCUGCUCAGGCAUUAUCACACGCACCCAUCUCCUUUAGCCCCUCUGUUUACUUACUCUGGUCUCUUCCAAAUUUGCCUAGUUAACUUAGGAAAACCUUUAUCCUCCUCUUUCUCUUUGUAAGACAAAAAUGACCCUAAUCAUACGGGAUGAGUGUAAGGACAUACUCAAGAAAUGGGAAAGCUACAUAUUUUGAAGUGAAAUGAGACAUGAUAUAACCAGUAUCAUCCAUCCUAAGGGCCUGGAAACAGUCUAGACAUCACCUUCAGAAUCUCCACAGAUGUUUCUAUGUAUCUUCUCCAUCUCCUCUAAUUAAAUCUGCCUUUCCUCAGGCACUAGCAUUCAAUAGAAGUAAAAAGCUAUUUCUUAUUCAGCCCCCCUCCCCCCAAUUUUGCUUAAUUACUAGUACUGAAACAUUUUCUGCUAAUUUUAACUGCAGGUGUAUAAAAUUUCAACCCUAUUAUGGCUUUUGUGGAGCUAGGCUGGAAUAAUCCUUACAGCCAUUUUAUAGCAUCAUUUCUUUAGGGAGAAAAAAAGUUUGGCAUUUCAUAUAUCCAAUUUACCCAAGAACUUUUUGGACAGGGCUUGUAUCAAAGUGAAGAUAAUCUUGAUUCAAGUAUAAAUCUCCCCCGCAGUGAUAAAUACAAACUUUCCACUUGUUUUCAGUGUUUCAGUAUAGUAGGUCUGAGAAUAGUCCCCCUGUGAAAAACAGGAACUGUGCUUGUCUGUUACCAGUUCUUGUGGUCUAUAUGGCAACUAUUUUGCUUUUUCAGAAGGGAGGGAAACACAUUUAAAACUAAUUGAAUAAAAGCAGCUAAAACUAAGUGACCCUUGAGACUUGAGUACAGCUGCUCAUCCCAGCAUAACAUGGAGAGUGAGUUGUUGUUUUAUCAUUUAUUUAGCAGUGGUACAGAUUUAUUUAGCUUUAAACUGGGAAAACAGGAACUGUAACUGUUGAGGUGUUUCUCUUCAUUAAUUUGCAUGUGCCCUGUUUUUAUUUAGUGGGGAGGUGUGUGCACAAUAUGUAUGCAAGGGUAAUUUAGCACGUCAGCUAUUUCCUACAAGUCGCUCUUGCUGACUCACAAGUCUGCUGCAGCUCUCAGCUGGCCUCACUGUAAACUGCCCACAAGGGAAGACCGAGACUUCAAGAACUCUGAGUGCCAUGGAGUUGCUCAGGGGUUAUUUUCAGUUCUGUGGUCACUGGUCGGCUGGCUUCUCUUCCUCUUCCAACAGCCAAAACAUAAUCUUUUGGUUGAAUAGUAGAACAUCAGACUUUCGCCUGUGUUUCAGGCUAAUGGAGGUCUCCGAUUCAGAAAGUGAGGAUUCCGGAGAGGAAAAGAAUGAUCAGGAGCUGCCACACUCUGUGACAUGUCCGACCCCUUGAUCCAGUCCGUGCAACAUGUACAAGGGUGUGAACGGCAUGUCUGUGGAUGAGAAGACUGAAUCCCCCAUGUAUGUGUAUGAGUCAACAGUCCAUUGUACCAAUAUCCUCCUGUGCCUCAAUGACCAGCGGAAGAAGGAUAUUCUUUGUGAUGUGACUUUGAUCGUGGAAAGGAAAGAGUUCCGAGCCCACCGGGCUGUGUUGGCAGCAUGCAGCGAAUACUUCUGGCAAGCUCUGGUAGGACAGACGAAACAUGACUUGGUUGUCAGCCUGCCUGAGGAGGUCACCGCUCGGGGGUUUGGGCCAUUGUUACAGUUCGCCUACACCGCGGAGCUGUUACUCAGCCGAGAGAACAUCCAGGAGGUCAUCCGCUGUGCAGAGUUCCUGCGCAUGCACAACCUGGAGGACUCCUGCUUCAGUUUCCUGCAGACCCAGCUCCUGAACAACGAGGAUGGCCUGUUCCUGUGCAAAAAGGACACCUCUUGCCAGCGUGUACACGCCGACGACGGGGAGAACUCAGAGGGCGAGGAGGAGGAGGAAACCAUGGAGUCGGAGACCUCCAAGAUCUCGUGCCCCAAGGAGCGGCUGCAUCCAGAGCCCCUCGGCUUCGAGUGUGCAGCACCCGUAGCGGAGAAGGAAGAAGGGGUGCUGCUUCCUGACUCGGAAGUGCCGAGAGACGACGGCAGGGGCAGCCUGGACAAGGAGGCGCUGACACGGUACCCCAGAUAUAAGAAAUACCAACUUGCUUGUACCAAGAAUGUUGUCUACAACACAUCGCACAUCAGUACCUCAGGUUUUGCAAGCGCACUCAGUGAAGAGAACCCGGGCAAUGGCCUCCAGGCAGGACUGCCCGUAGGGCAGAUUAAAAGUGAACCUCAAAGUGAAGAGAAUGAGGAAGAGAGCAUCACCCUCUGCCUGUCUGGAGAGGAGCCUGACGUCAGGGACAAAGAGGGGGACAUGGACAUGGAUAGGAAACAGCCCAGCCCCACCCCUGUGGCCACCACCUCUGCUGCUGCUGCUGUUGCUGCUGCUGCUGCCGCCGCGGCCACAGCCACCGCUGCUGCCCCCUCGGCUGCCUGCAUGGACAGAUCUAAAAGCGGGGCCUCCCCUUCCUGUUUAGGGUCUCUCUUCAACAGAACAAAAAGUGCAGAGUUGCCCAGUACUUCCCAACAGCACUUUGCCAGGAGUCCAGCUUGCCCUUUGGACAAGGGGACAACUCAGGGUGACCAUAAAACUGACUACAGCCCUUUCACAGGGAAUUACGGACAGCCCCAUGCCAGUCAGAAGGAUGCUUCUAGUGUCCCAGUGGGGUCUCCUCUCAAGGGGCCCGCUUUUGAAACUCUCUGUAAGCAAGAAGGCGAGCUGGACAGGCGGAGUGUGAUCUUCUCUUCCAGCGCUUGUGACCAAGGGAACACUUCGGUGCAUUCAUACUCUGGCGUGAGUAGUUUGGACAAAGACCUCACCGAGCCCGUGCCAAAGGGUCUUUGGGCAGGAGCUAGCCAGUCCCUCCCUAGCUCACAGACCUAUUCCCACAGUGGACUAAUAGCUGAUCACUUGCCAGGAAGGAUGCGGCCGAAUACCAGCUGCCCGGUGCCAAUUAAAGUUUGCCCUCGAUCUCCCCCCUUGGAGACCAGGACCAGGACCUCCAGCUCCUGCUCCUCCUACUCCUACGCAGAAGAUGGGAGUGGUGGUUCUCCUUGUAGCCUCCCUCUCUGUGAAUUCUCUUCCUCUCCCUGUUCCCAGGGAGCCCGAUUCCUUGCCACUGAUCAUCAGGAGCCAAGCCUGAUGGGAGAUGGAAUGUACAACCAAGUCCGACCCCAAAUUAAAUGUGAGCAGUCCUAUGGAACCAACUCAAGCGAUGAGUCUGGAUCGUUCUCUGAAGCAGACAGUGAGUCAUGUCCAGUGCAAGACAGGGGCCACGAGGUCAAACUUCCCUUUCCUGUCGAUCAAAUCACAGAUCUUCCAAGGAAUGACUUCCAGAUGAUGAUAAAGAUGCACAAGUUAACCUCAGAACAGUUAGAGUUCAUUCAUGACGUUCGCCGACGCAGCAAGAAUCGAAUUGCAGCUCAGCGCUGCCGCAAAAGGAAGCUGGACUGCAUUCAGAAUUUAGAAUGUGAAAUACGGAAAUUGGUAUGUGAGAAAGAGAAACUGUUAUCAGAAAGAAACCAGCUGAAAGCGUGCAUGGGGGAACUUUUAGAUAACUUCUCCUGCCUUUCCCAAGAAGUCUGCCGAGAUAUCCAGAGUCCUGAGCAGAUCCAAGCCUUGCACCGGUAUUGUCCUGUCCUCAGGCCAAUGGAUCUCCCCACAGCCACCAGUAUUAACCCUUCGACCACUGGCAUGGAGCAAAAUCUGGCAGCAUCCCAGUGUGUAGGGGAAAGCAUGCAGUGCUGCUUGGAUCAGGGCACUGUGCCCCUUGGGGCUCCCUGGCUGCCCAACAAUGUCUCAGAGAAUUGUACAGCUGGGAGGAGAUUGGAUGGAGCUGACCAAGGUACCUAUUCAGAGAGAGGGCCCUCUCUAGAACCAAGAAGCCAAACGGUGACCGUGGACUUCUGCCAGGAAAUGACUGAUAAAUGUACAACAGACGAACAGCCCAGGAAAGAUUAUACCUAGUGAACUUGGGCCCCGACAUCCCCACCCAGACAAAUGUUCGUCAGUCAGCCUGUGGCCAGUUCAUUUGUUGUCUAGAAGAACGAAUUUGGUGCACACUACAGUGGUCUUAGCAGCAAUACUGUUUUUAAGUAUUUCCUCCUCCCUCCAAGCUGGAGUUACCUAGUUAUCUUCACAAUGGUGCUAUCCCUUGCCCAGGCAGGGAACUCAAACAGUGGCAACACUGUCUGUUUUUAUAUGUUAAUUUCAAUCUUAACAGGGAUGGACAUAACACCUCUGAGGACCCAACCACAGAUUAUUUUCUCAGUGGCCCAUGUCACAAAACCCUAUCUCAGGAAUUUCCUCUGAAUGUUCAAUUUUUUUUCAUUGAAGACAGCUUCUAUACACAUCAAAGUUUUAUAACUAAACUGUACAUAUAAUAUAUAUAUAAUAUAUAAAAAUAUAUCUCCAUAUGCAAAAGUCCCUGCAUGCCUCAAUUUUCUCAUCCUAAAACUGGAAACUUUCAUUUCUAAUGUAUAAACAGGUUCCAACAUUCCUUUUUUUUUCUUUUUUUUCCUUUGCCUUUGAUGCUAGAAGUAGUUUGGUAACUUGUUAUGGUGGUAAUUUUUUUUCUUGGUUCAUAGUUCAUCAAUAUUACUCAGUUUGUACUUAUUUAUGGAAAAAAUUCAACAUGGAAAGCUUAUUUGAGAGUUGAUUGCAGACCUUUUGUUUUGUUUUGCUUAAUUUUGGGCACAGCCAAAUGGUGCCAUCUGAACAUUGUGGAUUUUUUUUCUUGCAGAUACUGUACAGUAAUGGUCAACUUUGCCACUUGCACUGAGUUUGGGGUCAAACCUAUUUUCAUAAAUGAAGUUGUAACUUCAGUAUAACUCGAGUAUACUGUAUAUUAUUUGCUUUAUAGUUUAAAAAAAUUAAACCAUUUUAGGUAAUUAAAAAAAGCACUCAGGUGAUAAUUAUGUAGGAGAAACAAUCUUGCCAAAUAAUGAAUUCACCCUCCAAUUUGUAGAUGAUAAUCUGCUUGAAUAUUUUUGUAUUUGAACUCCUUAGCCCCCUCCCUUCCCUUUCCCCAAGCCAAUUUGAAAUGUAUCUAGUUGGUGGUGGAUGCUUGAUGUCCGGAUUCCUGGGUGGGGAAAGAGUUUGGGCAUCCCACUUGAAAAAUGCAUCAGUAACAGAACAUCCAUCUGUGACUUUACGCCAGGAUUCUUUAGGUGUUGGUGUAUAGAAAACAAGUUAGUUCUGUUUUCUUCCCCAAGGAAGUAAGCUGUGGUCUGAUCACUUCUUACUCUCUGAGGAGUUCUGUGGUAGGAUCUUCUCUUUUGAAGUCAUGGCCAUCAACCCAACUACCUUUGAGAAGGUCAGUCUCCCUGGAGAUGACUGAAGCAAUUGGUGGAGCUGUAGAUUCACUGAAUGGUCCAGAAGGCCAGAGAAACAAGCAUGCCCCAAGUAGGAGAGACAGCAGUGCAGUUGCAAACCCAAAGUCUCCUGGCAUUGGCAGAAGAGGUUUUUUUUUUUCCCUCCCUUCCUCCUCCAAGUGCAUUGAGUUGUAUUUUGAGGUUACUUCACUGUCCUGCUGCCCAAGUGCAUCUAUAGUUCAUACUGAGGCUUUAGAAAAGACAAUACCAGAACUCUUCCUAAUGGCAUUUUUCCUCUCUUGCUGCAAAAUUGGUUGGUUGUGCACAUCUACGUAAAGAGAGCAGCUUUUCCUCAGCACAGAGGGCUGGUGUUCUUUCUCCUCUGGUGCAAACGUUUACAUGAGGUGUGCAUCAAUGUUUCUCUUCAGGCACUCAGUAGCUCAGCAUCUUUCCUUUAGGAGGAGGAAUCAGCUCCCUCACUCCAGUGAUACUUUUAUGACAUCAUGAAUAUGGACACUCAUGAAUGCCCUGGUCUUGCUUAUCACCCCUUGACCCCGUGGCUACUACAGUCUGGCUCUGGAGGAGAAUUGUGUAUGGUUUGAUAUGGGGCUAGGGUGGGAGAGUCCAUCGGGGGCUAGGUGGCUGAUUUUUGGUUCUUUCUUUGUGCCACUGUUUGGACAAAUAUUAAAGAAGCAUGUAAAAGGGGGGAGUUAGUAUAAAACAUAGGCGAAAAGUGAAACCAUAAUAACAUGUUUUAGUAUUAACUUUUUCUGUACAAAAUACUAGCUCUAAAUGUUUAAAUAUGUAUGGAUGCCAGAAAUUGUCGAUUCACACCAUAGGGGGGGGAAAAAAGCCUUUUCUUUUCAAAUGCUUUCUUUUUGAAGACCUGCCUCUAGGUUUUUGUUUUGAUGUGUAUGUGUGUGUGUGUAUGUGUGUGUGUGUGCCUGAAACCGUUUUUUAUAAGGCCCUCUAUGGAAUUAUUUUUUUUCUUAUUUGUUGUUGUUGGAAUUUCUUGACCUUGUAAAGUAAUUCUUUACUUCACCAUGAGGUUUUCAUUUGUGGGAGACAAUGGUGACAGCAAGAAUUUUUUAACUAAAUGUGAAUCACAUGAUCACUUCAUAGGUUUUUGUUAUGGGGAGGAGGUCAACUGACAGUAUUUUUUAAACUAUUUUUGUUGUUGCCUUUUUUAACGACCUCCUCCUUUUUUUUAACUGUCCUAUGAGUAUAUAAAAAACCAAGUCUGCACCAGCUUCUUGACAUGAUUUUACCCAAUUCACAACUCAUGUGCAACUGGUAGUCUUGACCUCAUUCCAUCCUUUGUGCAUAUUCUUGUUCUUGUUAAACACCCACAGACCUUGUGAUGCAGCUAAUUGUUCUAGCCUGGCUCUCGCUGACGGUGAAUCUGUUUGUUUUUCCCUCUCCUGACUCUGUCUACUACCCCAACCUUUGCCAUGGGAACUAUUAAUGAAAACCAUUGCUUACAGGGAAAAAAAAACUUUUUCAAACUUUAGGGGAUUUAUUUUUUAAAUUAUAUUUAUUUACCCAAUGAGUUGACUGAUUCCAUGAAAUUGCUUAGAUGCUGUGGAUGUGGUCUGAACCAUGUGCUUACUAAAUUUGUUACUGAUUCAUUUGGAAAGACUUUAGAGGGAGACACUUGGGAGGACUAGAUACAAGACAGAAUCUGAACUGGUUCCCAUGCGGUAAAGAAUUUUUUAAAAAAUUAUUAGAUACUUUCCUCUUUCUUCCUUUCCUUCUCCUUACUCUUAAUUUAAAAAAAAAUUUUUAACAAAGUAAAAGUACCAGCAAAAAAAAAAUUUACACAAAAUUAAAGUCUUAUAUUGUGCUUUUGAAAUCCCUUCCUUCCAAAUACCUAUCCAUGGCCAAAGUUCUGGUAGUGUCUACAUCAAAUUCCAAGUGGCUUCCAACCACUGGGGCUACCAAUCAUUGGGGCAACAGCAAUAAGUAGGCAUAUCUCACCCCAGUUUAGUGUUCUCUUAGUCAUCUGCCUUCUCCAGGUUCCCUGUAUCGCCAAAAGAACCUGAUUUCAUUUAAGCUUAUUGUGCUAUUGUCACUCAAAAGCUUUGCAGUGUGUAUUUGUUUCUGUACAUUCUCUGGGGGUGCCUUGGAUAAGACAGAACUCCAUUGCAUGCUGAUUCUGGAACAAAUUGGUUGGGAAGGAAAAAGAAAAACUCUCAGUCAAGUUACUAGGACAUCCUAAUAUUUAUAUCUUGGACUUCCUAAUGGAUGAUGACUCAGGCAUCAAGGGUUGAUGCUGCAGUAGAAGACUAUUAUUUUGUAUAGCGUACGAGUAAUUUAUUAAAUGACUUUCCAAGGGUAUGCUGCUUUUAAGAUGCACUAUAUUUUCGGAUUUAAUCCUUAUAUUAUUGUUUUCCCAAGGAAGUAAAAACAUUGUAUUACAAAGGCUAAAAACCUUAGUGAUUAGUAAACCAACUACUACCUUUCUUUUUAAAAGGAGAGUGGGGAUUAGUUAUAGUAAUGGCAUUAGAUUAACCGAGUGUAGGGGAAGUGUUGCUCAUGUUAAAUUCAUCACUGCUGUGGAAAGGUCCAAUGCAAAUUUUCUAGAUAUUUUAAAUACUUUAUAAUUGCCAGUUUUACACACACACACACACACACACACACACACACACACACACACACACACACACACACAGAAAUUUUACUAUUAUAGCCCUAUCAGAAGACAGUUCCUUUAAAAAAAACCAGAAAGUCUAUGCCACAAUGCUCUGCUGUUAGAAUCCGAUGAACUACAGGUCCCUGAUUGUGUUAAAACUAAAAAGAGAAAGGUUGGGUUGGAGAAAAGCCAGAAUCCUCCCAAGAUGUACUUCUCAAGCUUUCGCUAGGUUCUCACCCCCUAUCUUUGUCCUACAUAGUUUUGCCAAUUGUAUGCUCUUCACCCCACCCCAAUUUAAGCUAAGAAUUGCUUGGUCAGUCUUUUCAAACCAGCCAAACACCAUUAGCACAGUUUGGGGUGGCCGUGGUUCUAUUCUCGACUCACUGGGAAUGCAUGUGUAGUAAUUGCCUUUGAAGUUUUCCCAAUGGAGGUGAAUUUCUUGCAGAAGCAGGGAGUGCUCAUGGCAGCUGCACACCCCAUGUAAUGUUAGAGCUCCUGCUGAAGAUAACAGUAGCUACAGGACAUUUUUUAGGAGAGAAAAUGUAGAUAUUCUGUUGUGAGCUAGUAUUUUCUUCAGAUAUUAUGGUUUUUAUUUUAGGUUAUGUUUCUGGCAAAGCAAUCUUUAGUGUGAUUCAGUCUAUGUGGAUUUAGCAUCCAUGUAGGAAGUAUGUGCGUGUGUGCGUGUGUAUGUACGUAUGUGUGCUUUGUGUAUAAUAUGUAUAUGUAUGUGUAUUUAUAAUACAACCUGAAUUAUUUUAUGACCCAGGCAUCAUCGCCGAUGCUGUCGAAUCCAAUCUACGUGAACAUACGUAUGUGUGUGCAAAGAAUAUAUGUAUAUAGAAAAGACCUAUUAUGGCGGAUUGGGGAUAAAUUAUUGAUCUGACAGUGCAACAACACAGCUUGCAACAAAAAAGUAAAUGUACAGUAUUUUCCUACACUCCACCAUGGUAGAUGAUAUUUAUACUAAAGUAAUAUCAGUGACAUGUUUUUAACUGUAAACAUAAGACAUUGCCAUUUUGUGAAGAAAACCACUUUGGUGAGGGGGGUCAACUUGAGUAGUUUUUAUUUAAUGUUGUAACGUGGUAACUAGCCAAAUCCGACAGCUGAUGAAAUAAACAGUUCUGUGAAUUUCACUUUCAUUCCAGUACUAUUGACCUCAAAUCAAAGAAUGGCCCUCUCGAUGAGCAGAAGUGCACCAAGACCAGACAUUUCCCUCAGACUCACGCGUAGUGCCAAAAAUGCUCCCUCCAGCCCGGGGAAUGGGGGGGAAUGGGGGGAUUGCUAGGAGCACAUAGCAAAAGAUCUGUGCCCCUGAAGAAAAAAAAGUGGAAGCAACUGGAGUUGGUCAAAGCGUUUUCUCUCAGCAGGGUGAUUCUCAGACCUCUACUAUCUCUGGAGACAAGGGUGUGCGUGUGUGUGUAUGCGUGUGUGUGAGUGAGUGUGUGUGUGAGUGUGUGUGUGUGUGUGUGCGUGUUUCCCACCCACCUGGCUCACAUUCGAUCAGAGUGUAUUUGGCAUGUCUGUGUUCUAUUGCUGCUUUGGAGGACCCUGACUCGGGAGCACCCCGAGAACAAGCGAGAGCAAGAGCGAACACAGCAGGGAUUGUUGGGUGCUUGUCCUCAUAUUGGCACCAUUCCUUUCAAGCAUCGCUUUGGAUUUUGAGGCCAGGAGUAAAUAAAUACCUGUAGAAUUUGUUCCAGAACCAGUCCAAUACAACUGCACCUCUAAUAAAUGCCUUACAAACUUCAGAGGCCAUAUUCAGAACAGGGUUUUAUCAGCGUAUGCAAGGGGCUGCAGCCCCUCUUCUCUUCCUCCCCAGGUCAAACAGUAUGGACAGUUUUCACACAUAUCUACCUGUAUAAUCCUCUGUACCUCUCAUAACUGGUCAAUGACUGUAACAGGUUACAUCAGGUGUUUUUCUACAUACUUUUUACACAGAUUCUAUGCGAUUAAUGUAACUUAAUUCAAUGCAUCAUUUAAUUGUACUAGUUCUUAAGCUUGUCUAUUUUUUUUUGUAGGUGACCGUGGUUUCUUGUGAUUUUUAUUGUAAAAAUGAGAUGGUUGUUAAUGCUUAUUCUCUGUUACUAAGAAUUUUUACCUUUUUGGAAAAAAAAACGCGUUGCUAUGAACUAAUGAAUUAAAACUUCAUUUACUCGUUGUAAAUACAGUAUUGUGCAAAAAAAAAAAAAACAGCCCAACCCUUUUCAUUAAUUUGAAUUGCUAGUGUUAACUGAAUUUUGUCUAGACACCAUUUCUGUUGAAGAAAUAAAGACAUAUCAUUAUGUAUUGUAAAUUGA